This is a messenger RNA of Perkinsus marinus ATCC 50983, 327 nucleotides long. RefSeq lists its product as hypothetical. The record is from RefSeq and is a predicted model, not a curated record. The transcript has a single exon. Bases 1 to 327 code for a protein of 108 amino acids. NCBI's taxonomy places the organism in Eukaryota, Perkinsozoa, Perkinsida, Perkinsidae.
AUGUAUCAGCCAUUCCAGGCCUUCUGCCCACAGCCCUACUUGACCCCUGGUGUCAGUCAAUCGACAAGCAGCAGCAGCAGGUAUCAUCAAGCCGGGCAGUUCCAACAAGCUAAUCUAUUCAACCCAACCGGCCAGCCUGUGCAGCCAGCUGGUUAUGGGGCUAUGCAGCAUCCCUACUCUAACAACCAUCUCACUCAUACCUCAACGGUGUCGGUGGAAUCGGCACCUCCUGAGAUCACUGAGUCCGAGAGGAACAAGUUCGACAGCUACCAACCAAGCAGAACGUCCGUGAGGAAGUCGAGGAGAGAUCGUCGAAGUCUACGUUGA